Molecule: messenger RNA, 1787 nt
Organism: Girardinichthys multiradiatus
Lineage: Eukaryota; Metazoa; Chordata; Actinopteri; Cyprinodontiformes; Goodeidae
Product: procathepsin L-like
Exons: 8
Coding region: 449-1459 (336 amino acids)
Biological process (GO): immune response
Cellular component (GO): lysosome
Molecular function (GO): cysteine-type endopeptidase activity
Source: RefSeq, a predicted model, not a curated record
CAGACCCCUGAAAAGGUUUGAUUUCCCUAUAAACCUUAAAACAAGAUGGAAAUUUAAAAAGCUUGUUUCCCCUCUGAAGUUAGGAAAGCUUUAUAAAAUAACAAACAAAUCGAAACGGGGAAAAACAUAACAUUAAAAAUUUCUUUAUUGGGUUUCGGUGUUCAAUUAUACAACAACCUGUGUUAAAAUAAAAGAUUCCCCUAAAGAAAGUCUGCCAAGGCUUCAUACCUUUGGUCGCCUCUGCAAAAGACACUUUCCACCUUCCAGAGCCUCUUCCGAGGGAGUUACGUUACUCCGUGACGUCUGUCUUAUCACCUGGAAUCCUCUAUAAGAAAGCGGACAAAUCUGGAAACCCGACACUUUCAUUUUGGGGUAAACUUUAUGCACACUGGCAAGACGGCAGCCUCUUCAACAUUUAAUCACCUUCAACAGCAAAGAAGCCACAAAAAUGUUGUUUUUACUUGUCUUGGUGCUGUGUGUGAGUGGAGUCCUGUUGGCCCCGAGUCGGGACCCAAUGCUGGAUCACCAUUGGGCGCUGUGGAAGAAGCGCUACAGUAAAUCCUACGAUGAGCAGAAAGAGGAGGGCUGGAGGCGAAUGGUGUGGGAGAUGAACUUGAAGAAGAUUGAGCUGCACAACCUGGAAUCCGCCAUGGGAAAACACCCCUACACCUUGGGGAUGAAUCACUUUGGGGACAUGACUAACAAGGAGUUUAGGAAGAUGAUGAACGGCUACAGACCCAGAGCAGAAAAGAAGGCCAAGGGGUCCUCGUUCAUGAAGCCCAACUUCCUGAAUGCCCCUUCUGCUGUGGACUGGAGGGAGGAAGGCUACGUUACACCUGUCAAGGACCAGGGUCAGUGUGGCUCCUGUUGGGCCUUCAGCGCCACUGGGUCUAUGGAGGGACAGCUCUACAGAAAGACCAGAAAACUGGUGUCGCUGAGUGAGCAGGACCUAGUGGACUGUUCUGGAUCGGAGGGGAACUAUGGCUGCAAUGGUGGAUGGAUGAACAAUGCCUUUCAGUAUGUUAUGGACAACCGGGGUCUGGACUCCGAAGCAUCCUACCCGUACAUGGCAGUGGACAUGCCCUGCCGCUAUAAUCCAAGUUACAACUCCAUCAACGUCACAGGAUUCAUGAACAUUCUCAGAGGCAGUGAGCAAGCUCUGAUGGAGGCUGUGGCUUCUGUGGGACCAAUUUCUGUUGCCAUUGAUGCCGGUCAUGAAUCUUUCCAGUUCUACCAAUCAGGCAUCUACUAUGAAGAACUUUGCAGCAGCCAGGAACUAGACCACGGUGUGCUGGUGGUGGGUUAUGGCACACAGAAAAGUUUUUUUUUUGACGAAAACUACUGGAUUGUCAAGAACAGCUGGGGGGUAAACUGGGGUGACAAUGGUUACAUCUACAUGGCUAAAGACAAAUACAACAACUGCGGCAUCGCCUCAGCUGCAAGUUAUCCUCUGGUCUGAUGAGCAUCCUCACAUCAGGGGAAGUUGCACUCUUAUCUCACCACAAGUUACAGCAUGUAACGCUUAAAGGCGGAAAAGAAUGUAGAGAAAAUUUACAAUUGUAUUACCCACACUUUCUGAAAUCAUUGGUGAGGAGUAAGGUUUUUAUAGGGUAAAGGUACUUGUUGAUUUUAACUUUGUUUAUAUGGUUUUAUUUGGUCUUUGCUGUUAUUCUUUGUUUUCAUAGUUCAUGAUGUGCCUUAAAAUAAAUACAAGCAUGAUUCUUCCUUUUUUCACUGAUUUGUUCUUAUGUUUACUGUACUCCAUUAAAGUUGUGAACCAACACUUA